Rhinichthys klamathensis goyatoka is the source of this 2798-nucleotide messenger RNA. RefSeq lists its product as uncharacterized. Gene Ontology annotation, molecular function: chemorepellent activity; semaphorin receptor binding. Lineage: Eukaryota; Metazoa; Chordata; Actinopteri; Cypriniformes; Leuciscidae. The record is from RefSeq and is a predicted model, not a curated record. Bases 347 to 2728 code for a protein of 793 amino acids. The transcript has 15 exons. Gene Ontology annotation, biological process: neural crest cell migration; axon guidance; semaphorin-plexin signaling pathway.
GACGGUCUCUCUUUUAGGUGUUGGGUCACACACACAGUCAGACUCAGUCGGAGUGUACACAUGAGCGACAAUUAUUCAGCCAUUCAAGAGCAUUUCUGACAUCUCUGAUGUAGACGGGACAGUGGACAAGGUUUAUUUCCACUCCUUCAGCAUCCAGCAUCAUGGACUACCACUUUUGGCCACAAAAACUCUCAAAUGAUAAACGUAUAUGCUGGAUACGGACGCCUACCUAUGGCCCAAUCUACUAUGGAAAAACAUGAGUUAAAAGCUGAUUGUUAAAUAUGCUAAAUAUUGAAGUAAUCAUUUUGUAGUUUUUUUUUUGUUUAUUUAAGUGAAAAACAAAGCCAUGUAUUAUCCUCAGUUGUUCUUCAUCGUUCUGCAUGGCAUCUUUCUGACAUGUGCCUACACUGGAUGGAGCAAUCUGGAUAGCACCCCCCGAAAAACCAUUCAAUAUGAAGAUAACCAUGUGAUCAUGUUUAAAGAGGACGGUAUCUGGAAUUACUCCACAAUGCUGAUUAGGGAGGAUCUGGGUUUGCUGGUGUUGGGGGCGAGAGAGGCCAUCUACGCCCUUGACAUAAAAGAUAUCUCCGUUGCCAAGUCUAAGGUGCUUUGGAAGGUUACAGAAGAGAAACAAAAGGAGUGCACCACCAAAGGAAAAAAUCCUGACAUCGACUGUCAUAAUUAUGUACGGAUGCUGCAUCAAAUGAACAACGGCAUGAUGUACGUGUGCGGAACAAACGCCUUUAGCCCAACCUGCGAUUACAUAACAUACAGUGACGGGCAGCUGAAGCUGGAGGGAAAGCUGGAAGACGGGAGGGGGAAAUGUCCUUUCGAUCCGUUCCAGAGAUCCUCUUCUGUUAUGGUUGAUGAAGACCUGUAUUCUGCCACGUCCUUUAACUUUCUGGGUUCGGACCCGGUCCUAUCCCGCACCUCUCCCAGUACAUUGCGCACAGGGUUAAGCUUCAAUGAGCCAAGCUUCGUCUACAUGGACGUGGUCCCAGAAAGUGAGGACAGUCCCGAGGGCGACGAUGACAAAGUCUACAUGUUCUUCAGUGAGAACGCCGUGGAGUACGACUUCUACAACAAGCUUGUGGUGUCGCGUGUCGCCAGAGUCUGCAAGGGUGAUAUGGGUGGUCUAAGGACCCUCCAAAGGAAAUGGACCUCCUUCUUGAAGGCUCGUCUGGACUGCACGGUCUCUGAGCCCAGUCUGCCCUACGUCAUACAGGACGUCUUCCAUGUUCGCCACAAGAAAUGGAGGAAAAGUGUAUUUUACGCUGUCUUCACCUCUCAAUCGAGCUCAACAGAUCAGUCUUCAGCGGUGUGUGCAUUUAAUGUAACCGAUAUCAGCGAGGUGUUCUCUCGUGGCAAAUUUAAGACGGAGGUGACCGUGGAAAUGUCUGAUGUGAAGUGGGUCACGUACAACGGAGAGCUUCCUGUCCCCCGACCAGGAGCUUGCAUCAACAACGCAGCGAGGAGUUUGGGAAUAAAAGGGUCGCUGGACCUCCCUGAUAAAACCCUGCAGUUCAUCCGAGACCGGCCUCUCAUGGACGACGCAGUCCGUCCAAUCACAGGCAAGCCCCUGCUGCUCAAGAGAGGCCCGUUGUUGACCCGUCUUGUGGUAGACGUCGCAACUGCAUUGGACGGACAGUCCUAUCCUGUGAUCUUUGUCGGCACAGAAAACGGUUACGUGCAGAAAGCAGUGAACUAUGAUGGAGAAAUACACAUCAUUGAAGAAGUUCAAUUGUUUCAGAACACUGAGCCGAUUGACAUCCUACGACUUUACCAGAAUCAGUUGUACGCAGGCUCUGCGUCUGGGGUUGUACAAAUGCCCGUCAGCAACUGCAGUCGUUAUUCUUCCUGUCUGGACUGUGUGCUGGCCAGAGACCCUUACUGUGCCUGGGACGUCACUGCUCUGCGGUGCUCUAGAUUACCCACAUCACCUGAGGACGCAAAAGGUAAUCUGAUACAAAACCUGAAAGACGGGGAUGCCACUCGAUGCCCAACAACAGCUACUGGGGAACCAAAGAUCCGCACCCUGGUGCUGGGAAACAACAUCAGGUUGCUGUGUCGAGCAGAGUCUAACCUGGCCCAGGUCAACUGGAACUUUGCUGGAAAGCCACUCCCCUACUCAAACAGGAAGUACACUAUUUAUAGUGAUGGCAUCCUCAUCUACAAUGCUUCAGCCAAUGACGCUGGACUCUAUACCUGCACGUCAGUCGAGCGGGCGAAAGGGAGACAGUACACCCAAACACUUGCCAUUUAUGACUUGCGUGAACGCUUACCAGUAGAUGUGACGGAAAAGAUUAAGACUACAUUGGGAAUACUUACUGAAAGCCACACAACAUCAUCAGGUUUGCAUAAAAUCGAAGACCCUCCAUCAUUUGCUAUAAAUCAGAGCCGUGAGAGGAAAUGGGUUGUAAUGCAAGUGGCGCUGGCCGUGAUAUCCGUUAUGAUGGCCUGUCUGCUGAUCUGGAACUUGUACAUGGGCCACAUCUCUCCAUUUAUGUGCUGUGGGAGACAACCAAUCAAAAGCCCCAGGAAUCUUCCAGAAAAGGAAUACAUGCACACAGGAAAUGACACCGUGGACAGUAAACAGACAAUGGUCAGGUUGUGCGUCACAACAAACAGUAAUACUGAAGCAACCAGCUUCCACAGGAAUAACAGCAAUGGGGAUACGUCAACAGACAAUCAUAUUUUUAAGUACAUUUCGGAUGAGUCUGAGAUUUAAGAUUUUUUUCAUAUAAUUUUUAUACUUAUUUAUUUUUUAUUACUAAUAAAAAAAUACAAAUUCAUACAUU